CCCCCCCCCCCUCCAGUCGCGGCGGUGGGAAGCCGCUGCCUGGCGGACGCGUGCGAGAUCGACAUCGAGACGGGCCCCCACUUCGGCGGGAGGAUCGGGGUGGAGUCGUCCGACUGCGGGGUCCGGGGGGAACCGGCCUCGAGCAGGGCGAUCUACACGCUCCGGAUCGAGCACGGGGAGUGCGGGAGCAGGGUCCGGGACGAGGCCGUCACGUCCUUCGUGCUCGUGCAGGAGACGCUGCCCAUACUGACGCAUUCCACGAAGAGGUUCAUGGUCGUCUGCAACUACAGCAUGCCGGAUUCUUUCGUCGUCAAGGCGGCGGUGGAGAUGCCGCAGAGGGGACCCGUGGGGCGCGGGACUCCUCAGGUGAUUCGCAUCGACGACCCGGACGAGCUGGGCUUCGCGGGCUCCACCGCGAUCGACCACGGGAGCAACAAUAACGUCAUCGAUUCGCGGCUCAGCGUCGCCUCGGAUUCCUGGAUCUCGUCCGGACUCAAGCAGAACGAAAACCCGAAAGGUGAGCGAGAUCCGUCCCGGCUCGACGCGGAACGACGACCUCCC
Messenger RNA from Darwinula stevensoni, 561 nucleotides. The record is from the annotation of a GenBank genome assembly. Lineage: Eukaryota; Metazoa; Arthropoda; Ostracoda; Podocopida; Darwinulidae.